Stylophora pistillata is the source of this 2141-nucleotide messenger RNA. RefSeq lists its product as uncharacterized. Gene Ontology annotation, biological process: sterol metabolic process. The record is from RefSeq and is a predicted model, not a curated record. Gene Ontology annotation, molecular function: monooxygenase activity; oxidoreductase activity, acting on paired donors, with incorporation or reduction of molecular oxygen; iron ion binding. Lineage: Eukaryota; Metazoa; Cnidaria; Anthozoa; Scleractinia; Pocilloporidae.
UUUAAAAUGGUGGCUGCCUCGUCUGACUCAUCAUAUUAUUUAUGUUUCAACGGAAACUCAUUUUGACCUGCAUAUUGAUCGUGAUGCAAAUGAUCUAAAGGGAAAUUUGUUAUCCUCCGUCACUUUCGAUUAAUAAUGCAUUGCUGUUUGCCAGCCAAUGUAGGCGAAACAAACUGAUUGGUGUAGUAGUCUUUCACUUGUUCGCUUAUCGCUAGGUUUUACUGCAAGUUUGAAGAGCACAGCGGAACAACCCGGGGAUCAGACACAUAUGUUAUGGAGCUGACUUGGCCGCCUUGUAGACUUUGACGUCGAUAAGCAAACACAAAGGGAAAAAUCGUUGUACAAUACUUGAUUUUAAGGAGGUUGUAUAGAUUUCUCGAGACUUCAGAAGAACUGUCAGGUACCUUGCGAGAAUGGCUGUAGCUUGUGCAAUCUGUUACAUGUCUUAAUGACAUCAUUACCAGGAAGUCUUGGUUGGCGUGUUACUGGCGACAAGACGCUUGAGUUUGCAAGAAAUCCAGCAGAAUUCAUCCAACGCAAUAUUAGAACAUGUAACUCAAGGGUUUUUCAGCUAAGAGUGCUGAACAAGCCUCAUGUACUUGUUGCUUCAAAUCAAGGAGUCAAGGAAAUUCUAGAAGACAAGGAUGGUGUGCUUGACAUGGGCUACAAAGAUUUUGGAUACAUGUAUAGUUUAUAUGGAGAUUUGGUAAUUUUCAACAGUGACGAUGAAGCUAUAAGGUUGAGAAACAUUCUCCACAAUGUCUUUCGACCUGAAGAAGUGACCCAUUACAUGAGUGAUGUGGAGGUUGUGUCCUCAAGAUUAUUGAAUAGUAUUGAAGACAAUGAUAUUGUUAUUCCAUAUAAACUGUUCAAGCAGCUAACAACUGAGGUAUGUUUGCGAUUGUUUCUGGGACUGGAAAUGGAAACUGCCAAAAGAGAAGCAGAAUCUGUAGUUGAACUCACCAUAACUCACUGGCAUGGGCUUAUUUCUGUUCCAGUGAAUUUUAAUGUUUAUGGUUAUAAAUCAGGAUACAGCAAAGCGAUGGUAGCAAAGAAUAAUCUGUUGACAAUUAUCACUAAACAUCUCUCAGAGGAAAAGAAUGGGUUUAUAAAUGUUAUGAGAGAAUCAGAAUUUGAAUCCAAGACUGAAAUGGCAAAUCACAUUUUGUUAUUUGUGUCAGCUCUGGUUCCCAAAGCAUUGGCCUCCCUCAUGACAUCUUUUUGCAUUGAGCUUGCCAAGCCUGAGAAUCUUGAGAAGAGAAUCAAAGCAGCCCAGGAUGAUAGGUAUCUGGAAAAUGUGCUUUUAGAGAUAAAACGCAUGUGGCCACCCUUCCUUGGUGGACGAAGACUUGCAAAACAGGAAGUAAUAAUAGAUGGUUAUAAGGUUCCAGCAGGUCACUAUGUAGGAAUUCUCACAAGAGCAGCCAACUGUGACCCAAAAAUAUUUCCUGAAGCUGAAAAGUUUUUACCUGAAAGAUGGGACACUUGUAACCAGUUAGACAGGGAUCGUGUGUGGACAUUUGGAUCAGGUCCCCGGAUGUGCGUGGGGCAUAAGUUUAUUCACAAGAUUAUUAAGCUUCUUGCAAGACAUCUUCUCCAGUCAUACGAGUGGGAACUGGUACCUGGUCAAGAUUUGACCUAUAAAUGGCUUCCUGUGUCACGCCCGAAGAACGAUGUGCAAGUCGUGUUUACAAAGAUUGCGUUAUGAAAUGGAGUACUUCUUAACAUUUUAUGGACCUCUUUUCAUUUUUUUUUUUUUAAAGUUUUUACCAAAUACCACUUCACUCAACUGACUUCCAAAUGUCUUUUUUACGUUGGUGAAUUUUAAUUUUUUUACCUUUUAAAAAUGGAAGUAAUAUAAAUAACGAAAGUAAUGAUCAGUGCUUUGGACAUAUUGUUAUGAUUAUUGUACAUGAGAGUAGCCUUUCUGCAAUAAAUUGGCCGUUGAAGAUUUUGCGUGGUGCAACAUCUCAAGGUUACAAAGAUUCAAACGUACCUAAAAAUUUCACUCUGCCCACAACUAAACAGUCUCCAGACAAGGCCUCCAGCUUAUUUGAUUGAUUUAUUACCUUAGCAAAAUUCUUCAAUGACUGAGUGUUCCCAAAUGUUUGUUCCAGUAAAAGUUAAUUAUGCUCAAUGGA